Molecule: messenger RNA, 1840 nt
Organism: Haliotis rubra (blacklip abalone)
Lineage: Eukaryota; Metazoa; Mollusca; Gastropoda; Lepetellida; Haliotidae
Product: putative neutral sphingomyelinase
Cellular component (GO): cytoplasm
Molecular function (GO): sphingomyelin phosphodiesterase activity
Source: RefSeq, a predicted model, not a curated record
CACUGGUGCGCACACUAGUACAAAGACCUUUGUGCAAAAUCAACUUGAUAGGACACAGACCCAGUCUACGCUGCCGCAAUCUCCAUAAACGGGCUAUCGCUGUGAGGAGCUCGAUAAACUAAAGCUCCUAACAGAUCUGACGGUAUCGGCAUAAACGUAAACACAGGUGAUGCGGGAUCGCUGACGACCAAAGAUUUUCCCCAAACUGACUUGAAGGGGCGAGAUAUUAUCUGUGAAGACUGGACAGUGAUGACUACACUAAGAGUCCUUACCCUCAACUGCUGGGGCGUCUUUAUCCCAGGUACUGUGAAGUAUCGGCGUGAGCGUAUCGAGGCCAUUGGAGAGGAAAUUUCUCAAAAACAUUAUGACAUUGUGGUACUAUGUGAGGUAUGGUUGAAGAGUGACUACAAGCGUCUCUGUCAAAGACUUAUUCCCAGAAUGCCACAUUCCCACUAUUUUUACAGUGGCGCCAUCGGCAGCGUGUGUAUGUUCUCCAUCCACCCCAUCAUCGAGACUGUCUUCCAACAGUUUUCUCUCAAUGGCUUUGCUCACAAGUUCUACCAUGGCGACUGGUUUGGGGGGAAAGGCGUGGGACUUUGCAAGUUCAACGUGAAUGGCCUGACAGUCAAUGUGUAUGGCUCACAUUUCCAUGCGGAGUACCGACAUGACAACGACGAGUAUCUGGCUCACCGUGUCGCCCAGGCCUUCCAGAUCAGCCAGUUUGUGAGGCUGACAUCGGAGUCAUGUGACCUGGUGCUGCUUGGGGGCGACCUGAAUGUGGAGCCAGUGGACCUGGGAUACAAGCUGAUCCGUACAAAUGCCCCUGUGUGUGACUGCUGGCUGGACAAGAAGCGGACAUCAGGAUAUGAGCACGGCAACACAGAUGAGGUCCCUAGCAACAGCUUCUCCAACCCACAGCCAGGCUACCCUGAUGGGAAGCGGAUCGACUACUGGUUUUACAGACCUGGUCCAAAUUUCAGUGUGAGUGUAGAGGAGUGCAGCGUCAUCAUGAACAAGAUCCCUGGGCGCACCUACAACUUCUCCGACCACGAGGCAGUGCUGGCCGUGCUGCGGAUACAGAAGGGGGACUCUACAGAUUCUGCCGACUCACGGGAUGCCAGACUGUCAGAGAGAGACAAUCUUCUGGGGACGGCGCUGACAGAACUAGAGCGGGGACAGAAACAGACAGAAAGUGACCAGAGUUUCUUCCAGAUCCAGGCGCUGGUGCUGGGUGUCCUCCUGUACCUGCUGGAGAUGUCGGGAGGUCUUGUACCCUCAGCUCCGCUAAUCCUCUCUCUAGUCAAGCUACUGCUAGUCAUCGCCAUAGCUGUUUGUGCAUGGACAGGAUUCAUUGUAAAGAGAAUCGAGGUACACGGGUUGCAGACAGUCGCCGCUGACAUCGUCAACCUCAUCGAGAGUUCCGCUCGGUCGAAGGUGAAGAUCACAGAACCUGAUGUUGUGACGUGAAUGGAUGCCUGGAGACGGUACAGGUGAUAGUUCUACACGAGGGACAAAGUCCACAGGGACGUGUCACAGCACAGGAGAGGGAUCAUCGGGUUGGGGGACUCAAGUUCUAUUUAGUUAUUUUACGUUGCUUUCCAGGCAUCUCCGGUUGGGAAUUGUUGUCGAAUUCACGCUGUGUUAAUGGCUGCAGACACUAACUACAUGACCCUCUGUUACUUAUUACAGUUUGCAUGAGGAACCAAAAUCAUGUUGAGGCCAGACCAAUUUUAUUCCUUGUUUUAAGGAUCCGCCGGUCGUAUCUUUUCAAGAAUAAGAAAAAAAAUAAUAAUUAAUCUUCCCCACUCAAAACAUAAAAUCCUAAUGUUUUUAUUGACCA